AUGGGUCUCUUCGAGGACGAGGAUCAGGCGUACUUGAACGACGUCCAGGCCGUCAAGACCUGGUGGAAUGACUCGCGAUGGCGCUACACCAAGCGUCCCUAUACCGCCGAGUCGAUCGUCGCCAAGCGUGGCAACCUCAAGAUCGACUACCCCUCCAAUGCUCUGAGUAAAAAGCUGUGGAAGAUCGUGGAGAGCAACUUUGAGAACAAAGCUGCGAGUUUCACCUAUGGCUGUCUCGAGCCUACCAUGAUCACCCAGAUGGCCAAAUACCUCGACACGAUCUACGUUUCCGGCUGGCAGAGCUCGUCAACCGCUUCAUCGACCGAUGAGCCCUCGCCGGAUCUGGCUGAUUACCCUAUGAACACCGUCCCCAACAAGGUCAACCAGCUCUUCAUGGCACAGCUGUUCCAUGAUCGGAAGCAGCGCGAGGAGCGUGUGACAACCCCUAAGGAGAAGCGUGCCAAUGUGGCGAAUGUGGACUACCUGCGUCCCAUCAUUGCCGACGCCGAUACCGGUCACGGUGGCUUGACGGCGGUCAUGAAGUUGACCAAGCUCUUCGUGGAGCGCGGAGCUGCUGGUAUCCAUAUCGAGGACCAGGCUCCCGGUACCAAGAAGUGCGGCCAUAUGGCCGGAAAGGUCCUCGUGCCUAUCAGCGAGCACAUCAACCGUCUGGUGGCCAUCCGUGCGCAGGCCGACAUCAUGGGCACCGACUUGCUGGCCAUUGCCCGAACCGACUCCGAAGCUGCCACCCUCAUCACCUCCACCAUUGAUCACCGCGACCACGCCUUCGUUGUCGGAUCGACCAACCCUAACCUGCAGCCGCUGAACGACCUCAUGGUGGCUGCCGAGCAAGCCGGCAAGAACGGCGAGGAGCUCCAGGCCAUCGAGGAUCAGUGGGUGGCCCAGGCCGGUCUCAAGCUCUUCAACGACGCCGUGCUCGAUUCCAUCGAGAAGGGAGUGCACCCCAACAAGAAGGCCCUGGCCAACGACUACCUGAAGGCCGUCAAGGGCAAGAGCAACAGCGAGGCUCGCGCCAUCGCCAAGGGCAUCACGGGCGUGGACAUCUACUGGGACUGGGACGCUCCUCGCACCCGCGAGGGCUACUACCGGUACCAGGGCGGCACGCAAUGUGCCGUCAACCGUGCCAUCGCCUACAGCCCCUUUGCCGAUCUGAUCUGGAUGGAGAGCAAGCUCCCCGAUUACAACCAGGCCAAGGAGUUUGCUGACGGUGUUCACGCCGCCUGGCCCGAGCAGAAGUGA
Molecule: messenger RNA, 1260 nt
Organism: Aspergillus melleus
Lineage: Eukaryota; Fungi; Ascomycota; Eurotiomycetes; Eurotiales; Aspergillaceae
Product: isocitrate lyase 1
Exons: 4
Coding region: 1-1260 (419 amino acids)
Biological process (GO): carboxylic acid metabolic process
Molecular function (GO): isocitrate lyase activity
Source: RefSeq, a predicted model, not a curated record